AUGGCUCUCUCCGCGACCGAGACUCCUUCUGUAGCGGAAAUAAAUUUACGUCGACUAUUAGCUGUUUGCGAAAAACAGGCUGCCGAGGAAGGAUUGACUCGUGGGUCCAAUAAGCUCAAAUUUGUUACUAAUAUAAAACAUCUCGUGAGGUUACUGGAUCAAGUCGAGAAGGAAGAAACCAACUUAGACAAAACAGCUGUAAGCGAAUACUCACGAAAGAUCAGACGACUAAACGACAUUUGUGAUGAAUUUAAAUUGAUAUCGCCAAUAAAUCGCUCUGAUUCUCAGGCACGCUUAGUAAAGCACGCCCAACAGUCACAGAGUGAGAAGAACAAGGAAAAUGAAUUGGAGCUGAAAAUGGUCCGGCAAGCUGAGAAAGAGUUAAAAGAUGAACUAUUACACUCUCGCCGAACGCGUGGCCUUGGUAUAGAUUUUGACAAUUCUCAGUCAUUGCAAGAGAAGCGAUUGGAUCUCUUCUCAUCGGCAAUUUCCAACCGUCGCAAGAACGCUCAAGAGACGUCAGAUGAAUCAACGUCAACUCAAUCCGUACUACAACACCACCGACAAAUUCAGUCAGAACUGACGGAUGAUCUAGUCUCUCUUGCUGAACGUCUGAAAAUGAACUCCCUUGCAUUUGGAGAUAUUCUUGUGCGUGAUGAAAAGGUCAUUGACGAUGCGCAAACAGUCGUGAACAGCAAUUUAGAUAGGUUACGGAAUGAGGGCGGACGGUUGAGGCAGUAUACGUUGCAAUCGAGAAAGACUACCUGUUUUGUUUGGGUAGGCUAA
Paraglomus brasilianum is the source of this 786-nucleotide messenger RNA. The record is from the annotation of a GenBank genome assembly. NCBI's taxonomy places the organism in Eukaryota, Fungi, Glomeromycota, Glomeromycetes, Paraglomerales, Paraglomeraceae.